CACACCUCUCCUGCCCCUUCGUCCUUCGUCCUUCCUUCCUUCUCUGUGUGUGUGUGUGGAUCGAUCGCCAUGGGGGACGCUGCUGAUGCUGGCAUGGACGCCGUCCAGAGACGUCUCAUGUUCGACGACGAAUGCAUCUUGGUGGAUGAGAACGACAAUGUUGUGGGUCACGAGUCGAAAUACAACUGUCAUUUGAUGGAGAAAAUCGAGUCCUUGAAUCUGUUGCAUAGAGCCUUUAGUGUGUUCUUGUUCAACUCAAAGUAUGAGCUGCUGCUUCAGCAACGCUCUGCUACAAAGGUAACGUUCCCCCUUGUGUGGACAAACACCUGCUGCAGCCACCCAUUGUACCGGGAGUCCGAGCUUAUUGCUGAGAACGCCCUUGGGGCGAGGAAUGCUGCACAAAGGAAGCUCUUGGACGAACUGGGCAUUCCUGCUGAAGAUGUGCCCGUUGAUGAAUUCACUCCUCUGGGUCGAAUGCUGUAUAAGGCACCUUCUGAUGGGAAGUGGGGAGAGCACGAACUCGAUUACUUGCUGUUCAUCGUUCGAGAUGUGAAGGUCAAUCCCAACCCCGAUGAGGUUGCGGAUAUCAAAUAUGUGAACCGGGAGCAGUUGAAGGAGCUGUUGAGGAAAGCCGAUGCAGGCGAGGGGGGUCUGAAGCUGUCGCCUUGGUUCAGAUUAGUGGUGGACAACUUCUUGUUCAAGUGGUGGGAUCAUGUCGAGAAGGGGACACUGAAGGAAGCAGCUGACAUGAAGACCAUUCACAAGCUAACCUGAGAUUCGUGUUUGAGUAGCAGCAGUCCAAUAAGGACGUAGACUUGGACUUCAAAUUGAUGUUAUGGAGCUGCUCAAUCCCAAUAAUGUCGGACUUAAAUUUCAAAUUUCAAUGGUCAAAACUUGUUUUCAGCCAGGGUCAUGUCCAGUUAUUGUGAACAGCCAUUGCUAUUGUUGGCAGCAGAGUUAUUCUAUGAUCCCUGAGACCAAUUACAUGA
Molecule: messenger RNA, 989 nt
Organism: Syzygium oleosum
Lineage: Eukaryota; Viridiplantae; Streptophyta; Magnoliopsida; Myrtales; Myrtaceae
Product: isopentenyl-diphosphate Delta-isomerase I
Exons: 6
Coding region: 70-774 (234 amino acids)
Biological process (GO): isoprenoid biosynthetic process; isopentenyl diphosphate biosynthetic process
Cellular component (GO): cytoplasm
Molecular function (GO): isopentenyl-diphosphate delta-isomerase activity
Source: RefSeq, a predicted model, not a curated record